UCGUGGACCUGGCUGGAUAUAUUACGUUGAUUGAUCGUUAUCACCAUGUCACGAGUGGAUCGUAUUACUGUUACUUUUCAUUGUCAUAUCAAUUUGCAUUUCACGCAGAUGACGGUCUGUGGGCUACUUGACAAGUCAAGGAUUUAUAGUAAUGUUGGGAGUCACCCUGUUAGUACUCUGUGCUGUGAGCACGCAGGCAUUGGACAAUGGUCUGGCAAGGACGCCCCCUAUGGGCUGGCUCAUCUGGGAACGAUUCCGCUGCAAUACCGACUGCAAAAGAUAUCCUAAUGACUGUGUCAGUGAGAAACUGGUGAAGGAAAUGGCAGACCGGAUGGUUGAAGAUGGAUACAAAGAUGUUGGGUAUGAGUACGUCAAUCUGGAUGAUUGCUGGAGCGCUAAAGAACGUGACACUCAGGGACGACUGCAAGCUGAUCCUGAACGGUUUCCAAGCGGCAUCAAAGCACUGGCUGAUUAUAUUCAUAGCAGGGGAUUAAAGAUGGGCAUCUAUGCUGACUAUGGUACCAAGACCUGUGCAGGUUACCCAGGGAGCUUAGGCCAUCUGGAAACUGAUGCCCAGACAUUUGCAGAAUGGGGCAUUGAUAUGCUGAAACUGGACGGAUGUAACUCUAAUGUCACUACUAUGAAGAAAGGCUAUCCUGAGAUGACUAGGUACCUGAAUGCUACAGGCAGACCUAUCCUAUUUUCCUGUAGUUGGCCUGACUAUGAACGAGCUGCUGGAAUACCUAUUAAUUACACCCUAGUGGCAGAAAACUGUAACAUCUGGCGUAACUACGAUGACAUCAAUGACUCGUGGGGAUCAAUUACAGGCAUUAUUGAUUAUUACAACAAGACUCAGGACACACUCAUACCAGCUGCUGGUCCAGGACACUUCAAUGAUCCAGACAUGAUUGUUGUUGGGGAUCAAGGAAUCAAUGAGAACCAAGCCAAUGCCCAGAUGGCCAUGUGGUCCAUCUUUGCUGCUCCUCUUCUCAUGUCUAAUGACCUGCGCAACAUCCAGCCAGUUUUCCGUAACAUUUUGCAGAACAAGGAGGUGAUCAGAAUCAACCAGGACCCACUGGGAAAGAUGGGACGAAGGGUACUGACGCGUGGCCCGGGGAUAGAGGUCUGGCUACGGCCUCUCUACUUUUGGGAUGAAUGGGGCUUGGUUCUCUACAACAGUGCAGCCAAGUCAGCAACCAUCCAAAUGUCUCUGAAAGAGAUAGGAUUCACAUAUGCCUUGGGAUAUGAGCUACGAGAGAUUUUGACCCAUGUUGAGGUUGGCCAUCGUGAGAUUUACCCAGUUUAUAACUACACUGUACCCUCCGCCGGUGUCCUCAUGUAUUAUGCAUACCCCAGUGAAUUAACAGAUAAACAGUUAUGAUUUGAGGAGCUGACGGAAACUAUUAACCAUUGAGCUAGAAAGUCAUUGUGCAUUUUGUUGCUGAUGAAUCAAGCUCAGAAUAACACAACAAAACGAAAAUCCUUGUUAAAAUGAUAGAUUUUUUUGUUUAAGUGGCGAAUGCUGAAAAACAUAUUCUGGGAAAGAAAGCUUCAAGUGGCUUGUAGUCUGACAUUUGAAAGAUAUCUAUUCUUUAUAAGAUGUGCCAAAUGAUGUAUCGUGUUUUAGAUAAUUAUGUAUCGUGUAACUCAAUUGAACAGUUCCAAAUUUAUUGCAAUAUGUAAAGAGCUACUACAUCAUUAUAGAUAAUGUAGUAAUGAAUUUUAAUUUGGAUAAGCAUUAGAAUGAUUCCCCUACAUUCCAUAAUAGAACUUUCAGAAACUGUAUAUUCAAAAGAUAAAUGACAGUAUUUUGAGAAAGCCAAAGAAAAUAUCAUGAAGACCAAAGAAGACAUGCUUUUUAAAAUAAAUUUGAUAAUAUUUGUAGUAUUAUUACUGGUCAUUGUUAUUAUUACAGGCAGUCUUUUCAAAUACAAUUACCCAGUUACACUUUUUUAUGUUUGUAAUUUUCUGUUUCCUCUUACAACAAAACAAAAUAAAAAUUUUAAUCAAGUACAUGUAUUCCAUUUUGAGACAUACUGGUCAGGUUAUACACUAUCUGUUUUUCUCUCCAUCUCUCUCUCAGGUGUUGUGAUAGUCGUAAUUGAUAUGUCUUGCACUUUACAGUGGAAAUAACAUUCCUCAUACACUGCUUUUAUUCAUCAGUACACUGAUCUUGACUGUAGUUCUAGAGUGAACCAAAGAAUGACAAUCUCAACCCGCAACUUCAACAAAUACAUGUAAUGAAUUGGUACCAAUCCUAUCUUGCCUCGCUGAAAGUCUCAUUGUCUUUCAGUUGGUUAAUAAGGGAAUAAAUAUGUGCUUGUCUAUCGUUUAAGACCAGCUCAGAAGAAAGGACACGACUAAUAUCUGAGCUGCAAGCAAGGGCAUUUUCAGCAUUCAGUCUUGCACGCAGAUUAAUUAUUGCCACUGGGUUCGGUAGACAACUAGGAGGUUGGUGGAAAGCCAAAGCCAAGUAGUUGAUAGAGGAAAUGAGACAUAAACAUGAACAUCAUUCACGCUGUCCAAAACAGUGCACAUAGAAUCAUGAACUAAUUCAUAAUUAAUAUAAGCAGGAAUUCAAGCAGUGUGUUAACAGCACAAUAUCAUAAACUUAGUUACCAUGUGGAUUUGCACAAGAACUUCUCGGACCUUUUAUUAAAAAGAAAGUGGAGUAGCAUUGACUGGCACUCCAUACUCAUUUAUGUUUCACAUAAUUUUUUCAGUUGAUAUGCCUUUUGCCAAAACCACGUUUCAUUAGUUAACUUAUCUCUGGUACCCUUGUCAUCUUUGCUAACAGUUUGGAUCCCUAGUUGAUGUUUGGCACCGGCCUCUUCAGCAAUACCAGGAGUGGGCCGUUGUCAUUCUCAACAGGGAUGCUAAGCCCCAAACAG
This is a messenger RNA of Acanthaster planci (crown-of-thorns starfish), 2891 nucleotides long. It is a transcript of the gene naga, whose product is annotated as alpha-N-acetylgalactosaminidase. Gene Ontology annotation, cellular component: cytoplasm. The record is from RefSeq and is a predicted model, not a curated record. Gene Ontology annotation, biological process: glycoside catabolic process; oligosaccharide metabolic process. NCBI's taxonomy places the organism in Eukaryota, Metazoa, Echinodermata, Asteroidea, Valvatida, Acanthasteridae. Gene Ontology annotation, molecular function: alpha-galactosidase activity.